Molecule: messenger RNA, 4077 nt
Organism: Hippocampus comes (tiger tail seahorse)
Lineage: Eukaryota; Metazoa; Chordata; Actinopteri; Syngnathiformes; Syngnathidae
Gene: dclk2a
Product: doublecortin-like kinase 2a
Exons: 17
Coding region: 356-2788 (810 amino acids)
Biological process (GO): intracellular signal transduction; protein phosphorylation
Molecular function (GO): ATP binding; protein kinase activity
Source: RefSeq, a predicted model, not a curated record
CUGUACUGUACUUCAGUCUCAUCGGAAAAGGGCAGACAUUAGGACCCUGAGACGUGAGUGCGGGUUGGGCUUCCGGGCUUCCCUCGCUCGCUCACGCGCUGUCCAUCCAUCCAACCAUCCAUUGAUUCAAUAUAUUUGACACAUUUCACGCUCGCUGGCCGCAGACGAACCGCGGCAAGCUGAUGGAACUCUUCUCGAACCUCUUUAAAGUUUCUUUGGACCAACUUCGUCGUCUUCAGGACAACUCAAACAUGUCGAAGCAACUAACUCGAACCGCUUUUGGGCUCGUUUUGUAGCAACCUUUGGCUCUCCGAUCGUCACCGAAAGUUGGUUUGGGUUUAAAACAGCGCACGACAUGUCGCUGAGCAGGAGCAUCGAAUUCAAGCACUUUGAGGAGCGCGACAGCAAGCAGCAUCGGAUGCCGAGGGCUGCGGGCUUCCACGCCGCCGGCGCAGGGUCCUCCCGGGGCGCGGGACUGACGGCCAGCCCGGCUCACAGCGCUCACUGCAGCUUCUACCGGACUCGAACCCUGCAGUCGCUCACGUCGGAGAAGAAGGCCAGGAAAGUGCGCUUCUACCGAAACGGGGACAAGUACUUUAAGGGCCUGGUGUACGCGGUGUCGUCCGACCGCUUCCGCUCCAUGGACGCGCUGCUCAUGGAGCUGACGCGCUCGCUGUCGGACAACGUCAACCUGCCGCAGGGGGUCCGGACCCUGUACGCCCUGGACGGGGGCAGGAAGAUCAGCAGCCUCGACGAGCUGGUGGAGGGAGAAAGCUACGUGUGCGCCUCCAACGAGCCCUUCCGCCGCGUGGACUACGCCAAGAACGUCAACCCUAACUGGGCCGUGGGCAGCAAGACGGGCACGUCGCGCUCCCUGUCGUCGCUGGUGGCGCCCAGGGGCGAGCAGCAGCAGCAGCGCCAGCCCAAAGACUUCAUCAAGCCCAAACUGGUGACGGUGGUGCGCAGCGGCGUCAAACCGCGCAAGGCCGUGCGCGUCCUGCUCAACAGGAAGACGGCGCACUCCUUUGAGCAGGUGCUCGCCGACAUCACAGACGCCGUCAAGCUGGACUCGGGUGCCGUGAAGAGGCUCUACACGCUACAAGGCAAGCAAAUCACGUGCUUGCAGGAUUUCUUCGGCGACGACGACGUGUUCAUCGCGUGCGGCCCGGAGAAGUACCGCUACGCCCACGACGACUUUGCGUUGGAUCACAGCGGUAAGGCUUCCGCAGCCUUUGUGACGGAGUGCAAAGUGCUGAAGUCGUCACACGGUCGUUCGGUCACCACCAACCGGACGAGCAAGAGUCCUGGACCUUCGCGACGCAGCAAGUCUCCUGGCGGAGCGAGGCGUGCAACCCGCUACUCCACCGCUCAGUGUCCUUCUAAAUCUCCGGUAAACGGUCACGUCGCCACGUCGAGGUCCGCCAAGUCGUCCACGCCGUCGCCCACCAGCCCGCAAAGCCUCCCCGCUCUCAAGACGGCUCCUUCACAUCACAGCUCCAAUUCAAACGUCAGCGGCUCGCUCAACGACCACCAGGGGGAGACAACCAGUCCAGAGGUUAACGGUCACCAUAGCGACCAGACCUCCUCCGUCGUCCUGGAGAAAUACGUCAUCGGGAAAGUCAUCGGAGACGGCAACUUUGCUGUGGUGAGAGAGUGCGUCGAGAGGGCCACGGGAAGAGAGUUUGCCCUGAAAAUCAUCGACAAGGCCAAGUGCCGCGACAAGGAGCACCUGAUCGAGAAUGAGGUGUCCGUGCUGAGGCGGGUGAAGCACCCCAACAUCAUCAUGCUGGUGGAGGAGGUGGACACGCCCUCGCAGUUGUGUCUCGUCAUGGAGCUGGUCAAGGGCGGCGACUUAUUCGACGCCAUCACGUCGUCCGCCAAAUACACGGAGAGGAGCGCCGGCGUCAUGGUGCGCAACUUGGCCGCCGCCUUGCGUUACCUUCACGACAUGAACAUCGUCCACAGAGACAUCAAGCCGGAAAACCUACUGGUGUUGGAAAAUCCCGACGGCACCAAGUCGCUCAAGCUCGGCGACUUUGGCCUGGCGACGGUGGCGGAAGGACCUUUGUACACCGUGUGCGGAACGCCCACGUACGUGGCGCCGGAAAUCAUUACGGAGUCGGGUUACGGCGUCAAGGUGGACAUCUGGGCCGCGGGCGUCAUCGCAUACGUCCUGCUGUGUGGCUUCCCUCCAUUUCGAAGUGAGAGCAACCAGCAGGAGGAGCUGUUUGAGCAAAUUCUACUGGGCCGGGUGGACUAUCCCAGUCCUUACUGGGACGACAUCAGCGACUCCGCCAAGGAGCUGAUUGGCAAGAUGCUGCUGGUCAACGCGGAGGCUCGCUACUCGGCGCGGGACGUCCAGGCGCACCCUUGGGUGACGGUAUCUCACUCGCUCGAGGACGUCAACAAGGCCGAGAAUAACAUGAAGGCCGAGGUGGCGGGGAAGCUGAGGACGCACUUCGGCUCGACGGCCAAGCAAGGCGACGCCACGGCGGCCGUCUCGCUCAUUAUGAAGACGGCCCUUGAUAAGGAGACCCUCCAGCUCGCCGCCCAGCCGCCGCCAUCACCGGACCCCCCCAAAUCCCCGGACGCUUCUCCAAGUGCCCCGACUUCUUCGUCGUCGCCGACGACCCCCGACUGUCCCGUCAAGCACGUGGUCUUCCUGCCGCUCUCGUUCCCCUCGCCGCCGUCCACGCCGCCCUUAUCCUCCGCCUCGCCCCCGUCGCCGCCCGGCUUCGGCGCCAUCGAGGGGACGGGGGUCGCCCAGGAGCUCAUGGAGGGGGUUUGAAACACGACAUGGCAAGGUCUGACACUGAGCCAAACGAGACUUGUUUGUAUUUAUUGAGGAAGGACUCAAGUGGAGUGAAUGUUGCUUUUAUCAGUCUUGUCAAGCAGAAUUCAUUUUAAUUGACGACACAUUUCAGAUUGUGCUUUGGAAUUGCGAGACUGUGCAUUUGUACUGACUGUACAUUGCCUCGCUUCAGUCAGACAACCGCAUACCCAAAUCGAUGAUGUCAUAGGAUUUAUUUAGACUCUUAACUAUUGACUUGAAGAAGUGGAAUUUAUUUUUUCAUAAAUCAGCAGUAAUUUACCGCUUACAAUAAAUAAAUAAAAUUAUCUCCCAUUUAUUUUGCAGUAUUGUAUGCGGAAAUUUAAGGGACUAUUUUUUUUUCAUAAUUCCAUUUUGAAAUACGGCUGGAACCAAAUCCUGAAUACUUUAUUCAUAAUUUCGUUAGUACCCCGAUUGGCCACAAGAGGGCAACAAGCGUCUUUCUCCACUCACACACUUCAGUCUCCUCGUCGAACCAAACUAUUGGCCAAUGACCCGAACUCCUAUUUCAUCACAUUCUGACAACUUCUUCACAACCGCCUCACAUUUUAUUUCCAAGCACAAAGAGAAACCUAUAUUAGCGUUUUGCUUUACUGUGAAUCACUGAACUUAUUUUUAGCUGUAUAAUUAAAUACAAUGCAUCUUUAGUGAUAUCGCGCCGUCACAAUAGCUGCAGCCGUAACAAAGCGCUUUACGGGACAUUUAACAGAAAAUAACGAUAUAAGUCCAGUGUUGUUUCUGAGAACUGCUCCUCGCCUGCCUCGCAAGGUCAAAAAUGUGCUGGAUGAAUUGAGACGCGCUUGCAGAUUUAGCUUUUCCUUGAAAGACUAUUUAGCCGUACUGUUUCUGACAACUGCUUCAUAUCUGUGUUGAAUUGAACCCACACAGUCAAGUAUUUACUAUGAACGGAAAUAUGCGGUCAGAUUUUGAUGUCCCCCGUUUCCCUGAACUAUUUAUUAGUAUGAGCACUGUUUCACGGAAAAAUUUAGCUUUUACUGUGAAUCACUGAACACAAACUCGUUGCAUUGUUCUUCACUGAAUCAUUUCGCCACGUCAAAACAUUUUAUGAGAAUUGCUUCGCAUCUGUGUUACGUUUUUUUCUGUAUAAAGUGAAAUGCAUUUGCAGGUUUGUUUUUUGUUUAAUUGCAAAACCAAAAUUCUGAUGUAUAAUUCAUAUUUUACACCCGUGUGAAAUAUUUCUUCACCGACUCAAAAAUGACUACACAUUGCAAUUUUGUGGAUAAACA